Messenger RNA from Pteropus alecto (black flying fox), 1726 nucleotides. RefSeq names its product fibrinogen gamma chain (gene FGG). Gene Ontology annotation, molecular function: signaling receptor binding. Gene Ontology annotation, cellular component: fibrinogen complex. Bases 140 to 1477 code for a protein of 445 amino acids. The record is from RefSeq and is a predicted model, not a curated record. The transcript has 9 exons. Gene Ontology annotation, biological process: protein polymerization; blood coagulation; platelet activation. Lineage: Eukaryota; Metazoa; Chordata; Mammalia; Chiroptera; Pteropodidae.
CUGGUAAGAAGGCCCCGUGAUCAGGUCUAGCCAGUGGCGGCUCUGGCCAUCCUUGGAACUUAUAUAAAGGGACAAUUGGAGCCCGGGAGGCCACAGUGCUGACACUUACAGGGCUCGGAGCACAGGGCACCCCAACAUCAUGAGUUGGUCCUUGCACCCCCGGAAUUUAAUUCUCUACUUCUACAUUCUUUUCUUGCUCUCUUCAACAUGCUUGGCAUAUGUUGCUACCAGAGACAACUGCUGCAUCUUAGAUGAAAGAUUUGGUAGUUAUUGCCCAACCACAUGUGGAAUUGCAGAUUUCCUGUCUAACUACCAGAAUGAAAUAGACAAGGACCUAUACACUUUGGAAGACAUCUUAGGUCAAGUUGAAAACAGAACAUCAGAAGCCAAAGAACUGAUCAAAGCGAUCCAAGUCAACUAUAAUCCCGAUGACCCACCAAAACCAAAUAAGAUAGACAGUGCUACUAAGGAUUACAAGAAAAUGAUGGAAGAGAUUAUAAAAUAUGAAGCAUUGAUUAUAACACACGAAACAAAUAUUCGAUAUUUGCAGGAUAUAUAUAAUUCAAAUAAUCAAAAGAUCCUUAACCUGAAGCAGAAGGUAUCCCAGCUCGAAGGACAGUGUCAGGAACCUUGCAAAGACACAGUACAAAUACAGGAUACAACUGGGAAAGAUUGUCAAGAUAUUGCCAACAAGGGAGCCAAAGUGAGUGGGCUUUACUUUAUCAAACCUCUGACAGCUAAGCAGCAGUUCUUAGUCUACUGUGAAAUCGAUGCAUCUGGAAAUGGAUGGACUGUGCUUCAGAAGAGGCUUGAUGGCAGUGUGGACUUUAAGAAAAAUUGGAUUCAAUACAAAGAAGGAUUUGGACAUCUGUCUCCUACUGACACCACAGAAUUCUGGCUGGGAAAUGAGAAAAUUCAUUUGAUAAGCACACAGUCGGCCAUCCCAUAUGUGUUAAGAGUGCAGCUGGAAGACUGGCAAGGCAGAACCAGUACUGCAGACUAUGCCAUGUUCAAGGUGGGACCUGAAAGUGACAAAUACCGUCUAACAUACGCCUACUUCAUCAGUGGAGAUGCAGGGGAUGCCUUUGAUGGCUAUGAUUUUGGCGAUGAUCCUAGUGACAAGUUUUUCACAUCCCACAAUGGCAUGCAGUUCAGUACCUGGGACAAUGACAAUGAUAAAUUUGAAGGCAAUUGUGCUGAACAGGAUGGAUCUGGUUGGUGGAUGAACAAGUGUCACGCUGGCCACCUCAACGGGGUUUAUUACCAAGGUGGCACUUACUCAGCAUCAUCUACUCCUAAUGGUUAUGAUAAUGGCAUUAUUUGGGCCACUUGGAAAUCUCGUUGGUAUUCCAUGAAGAAGACCACCAUGAAGAUCAUCCCAUUUAACAGACUUGCCAUUGGAGAAGGGCAGCAGCACCACCUUGGGGGAGCUAAACAGGUCAGACCAGAGCACCACGUUGAAAUAGAAUAUGAUUAAGUCAUUUUGCCCUGAGAAUUAAAUGUACAUUUCUUUUAACCCACAAAGUUUCAGAAAGUUUUCUGAAAGUUUCUUCUCAUUUUCUUAUACCGUAUUUAUUAAUUUUAUCUUUUGUUAAGGACAUUUAGCUUUAAAUGGAAAUUAAAACUUACUUUGAACUGUAUUCCCAAAUUAGUGAACUCAGAGUUAUUUAAAAUGUGUUUAUCUGAUGAGAUAACAUUUUAGCAUAUUUCUUAGGUAUAUGUGAAA